AUGUCAAUAGUUAAAGAGGAAUCGCCCAAAGGGCAGAGCCUGCAAUGGACAAAAGUGGAGGAGAUACGGCUUUUCAAGUGGAUGACUUUGUUUAAGCCCGCUGGCAUACAUAAGCACUUUCAUAUGAUCUGUUUGCUGGAGCGUUUGAACAAGCCAGAUCAGUAUCCCAUUAAGCUUUUGCAAGGUGAUAAGGGCAGUGGUGGGAAAGUGUUUUCCGGAGAAGAUGUAUGGGAGCAUUUGGAUCAAUAUUACGACUUGGAGAAGGCUGAUGAGGUGGAGAACAGGCCGUAUCCCAAUAUAGACUUGGAGUUGUAUCAUACGAAAUAUCACGAGGAUAGUAAUGAUGAAGAAGUGGAAGAUGAGGAUGACGAAGAUUACGAGGUGAUUCCAUUGCAGAAUCGGUUGACGAAAGAGACGGAAUUCGAGCUACCGUGGGAAGAAUAUGGGGAUUUGAUGCUUGAGCAUGCACAUAACCAUAACGAAUUGGAGGCCGAGCAAGAGGUAACAAUUCGGGAUGAACAAGAAAAGGAAGAAGAAGACGAAGAAGAAGUAGAAGAAGUGAAACAGGACAACAGCCACGAUGACGAGAAAGAAGAUGAGAAGGAAAGGGAGGAUGAGGCAAGCAUCAAGGACACAGAACCUACCUCUGAAACUGAGGAAAAACUAGAGUCAAAGUCUGAAGAACCUGUCGAGCCUAAGGCAUCGGAUGCUUCUAAGGAAUCGGAUGAUGGGACGAAAGAGCCUGAGGGGGUCACUGAAGAAGCCAGUGGGGCAAAGGAGGUGAUACAAGAGCCUGAAGAGGAGACAAAGUCUACAGUAAACCCCGAAGAGGAAGAGAAACCUACGGAACAGGAAGAAGAGGAAGAAGAAAACAAAGAAAAGGAAGAAAACCCCACAGAAGAAACUGAAAAGGAAGAAAAGGUAACAGAGAACCAUGAAAAGUCAGAGGAUCCAGAAGCUGCGAAGGGUCCUGAAAAGAAAGAAGAACCGGAAACUGCAGAAGAACCUGUAAAGGUAGAGGAUGCACACUCUGAAACCACUAAAAAUUCUAUCGAUUUGGAAAAAAAACCAAGAACAAGAUUAUCGACAAGACUCACUCGUUCGCAAAAGAGAGGUUUGGAUGAAGAAAGUGAAAAUGAACACGAUAAUGAUCAUGAACAUGAAGGAACUCACACAGAGGGAUCGACUCAGCCAUCAAAGUCUGCAACUCCAGAUGAACAUGGGCAAACGCCAUCUAAGCAGGUUACUUUCGCAGAUGAAAAUGGCGAGGAUGCUACAGACCUAAAGGACAAGCAAACUACAACAGGGAAAGACGAAACUGCAGAGCAGCCUACCACCCGUGUAAAAAAACAAAAAGUAGCUUCUCAUGAUGAAAACACCGCUGAUCCGCUAGUCGAUGUGGAUUCGCCAGCUAGAAGAACAAGAAGGAAAUCAGUAACUAAACCAGUAACUAGACUCUCUAGUAGACUUAGAAGUAGGAAGUAA
Molecule: messenger RNA, 1485 nt
Organism: Kluyveromyces marxianus DMKU3-1042
Lineage: Eukaryota; Fungi; Ascomycota; Saccharomycetes; Saccharomycetales; Saccharomycetaceae
Gene: EAF7
Product: Eaf7p
Exons: 1
Coding region: 1-1485 (494 amino acids)
Biological process (GO): regulation of transcription by RNA polymerase II
Cellular component (GO): NuA4 histone acetyltransferase complex; nucleus
Source: RefSeq, a predicted model, not a curated record